GUGUCCUCCCAUCCCCUGCCUUCAAUCCAGUGCUAUACACAGCACAACAACAGCCUUUAUUCAUGGGCUCUCUCAGAGAAGAAAUGAUUCGGCAACAACUCAAGCAAGAGGAAUUUGCCAAACCUGGCUUGCCCCGACCAGAAGACCUGCUGACCUCUCAGGCUAAAAAUAGCAUUAUGCAUCUCAUCGGCCAGAAGCACCUGCUGGCGCCUAAAAACGUCUGUGAUUCCAAAACACCUGUCCUCCAUCUGUCAGCCACACAGGGAGGGGAAGAGGAGGAAGUGGUGGUGAUGGUGGGUCGGCUUAUGCCGGAGUCUGCCAUGCUGCCCACGCCAGGCCAAGAGGGCCCUGCCACCCAAAGGGACUCCUUGCUCCUGGUCAGGUCCAGGUCUCCCCUGCCUGGCUCGUCCCAGGAGAAGGAGGUAAAGAACCUGCCCCCGCGGCGGCCUCUGAAGCUGGCACCUCUGGAGCUGCCCAGGGAGGUACAGAAGGCACAGAGACAGAAGAUUAAGGCCAAGGCUGCUGCCCAUAAGCUGGACACGACGGUGGGCGACCAACCCUGCUCCAGGAAGGUGAAGGACUGUGUGGUGAGAGGAGAGGGACUAGGACCGGUUAAAGGUACGGCAGAGUGUGUCUCCACCCCAGCCCCACAUCCCUUACCUCUGAAUGAAACAGCACCCAGGGUCCAGCGACAUCAGAAGGUUAGGAGAGCGCAGCUAGCCCGUGCCAACCAAAUCCAGAGACAGACCGGAGACAGGCUCUCGGAAGAUGCUGGUAUUAACGUUAACGGCCCUCCUCCUCCCCCUAUCAGCAAACCAGCCUCUCCCUCUUCCUCUCUCCCCACCAGCGCCAAAGCUCAGGCCCAGCAGGUGGUAGCACCACAUGGCGAGGAGAGCUCAUGCCAAGUAGCCGGAACAUUCCAGCAGGAUACCGGUGGGAGGAGGCUGCGUCUCAGGAGGGCAGAGCACCUCGAAGAGGAUCAGAGCAAAUCUAACAUGUCAACAGUAGGAUUACCUGGGGAAGAGGCCAAGCUGGCCCAAGAUGUCCAGCAAGGAAAAGCCCUGAGGGCAGAGAAUACAGAGGAGGUUCUGAGAAAGCCCUGAAGCAGGCCAGUCACAUACUGGAGAAGGCUUCCAGGAAGAACGCCAGGCCGGAAUCACCGGAGAAUCCGCUGAAAGUGUCCGGAAAGGUCAUCCGGAGAACAGCAGAGAGAAAUCGCCAGGACGCUGUCCUUUGACCUCUGAACCCUGAUCUUUGACCUCUUAACCCCUGAUCCCUUUGAGCAGACCAGGACGUAGCGAAAACAGACUUGACAUUGUUAAGUCAUGUGUUUACAUGUGCUUAUCACCUGGAGAUUAGGAUAGAAAAGCCCCUGCAUCUUACUUCACACAGCAUCUGCUAUUCAAAGCAACAAGCCAGUUACAAUGCCAAGUUCCCUGGCAGGCAGUAUAUACAGUAUACUGUACAGAGGAUAAAUAUAGAAGUAUAUUAUGGACCAAAAACAUAUUUAUUUAUUUAUUAUUUUAUAAAAAGAUGAUGCUCGUAAUACAUUACAUUUAACCAUUGUAGAUAUCCUGACAUAGGCUAUUCAAUGUCCUAUUUUGGAUUAAAUAUGUCUGCACAUGCAGGUGACAUAAUCAUAUUUGAGCGUCCCAGUAGCUUGGUAAAGCUAUGCGAAACUGACCUGCAUUCAGGGACUAUUAUCAAGGUCUCAUCAGAUGGAUACAUUGGCUUCAUCUAUGACCACUGUUAACAGCUCCAUCUAGUCCAAACAAUGGCAUCGAUUAGCAACAGAGCUCACAAACAGAGUCGCAGCAGUAAUCGUAUGUUAAGAUUGGAAACAGCAAAUAAAGAGAUUUGAAAUAUGCCUUCUUUUCUGAAACAGCCACCCCUCACUUUGGGUACUGUGUAUUUAGGCCUUCAGUUCAUUCUAUCAUCUUUCUGCACCUUAGCUACUUCGUCAGAUUCCUGUAGUACAUGCAAUCUCAGAAGAAUGUCUUUAAUCAAUGUUUUUCCUCCAAUCAGCAUGCAUUACAGCUCUAUGUGUGUUUGGUAACAGAACAACCGCCAUCCCUCACUGUAACAAGUGAAACACUCACAGAGACGAUGUUACUCUAGUCUAGACAUCCACUUUUUGAGUUAUUCCCUAAAUCUGGAUGUAGACAUUCCAGACAGUAGUUAUGGGAAUGUGAUUUAGGUAAUGUAAUGUAUGUUUAUCAUAGAGAACAGAAGUCUCCUGAAACAUAUGUGAGACUUCAAGUACACUUGUUUUCGCAGGUAUGUCAAAAUGAACUGACAGUGAGAAAACACAUGCAAAACCACAUCACAACCAUUCUACAUCCGAGCAAGUGAGUCGUAUUAGGCAAGUCUCUCAUUGACAGACUUGCAACACAAGAGGCUUCUAACACACUACUUUCUGCCUUGAGUCCCGCUGCAUUCUGACAGUGAAUUCAUAAAUUGGUUGAAUAUAUAUGUGAACCCUGCGGGAAUUGAACCUACGACCAAAACCCUCAAUGAGUCAGUCUGACACCAGUAGCACAGCAAUAGUCAUCUGCCCCAGACCAUGAGCCAACCACCAGACUUCCUGACCGUUUCACACCACGUAGUUAGGCUGGCCUAUACUCACUUCCCCUGAUUGACUGACUGCAAAGUUAAUCACAAAUAGGAUCUCAGAAUGUAUAGCCAUUAUGUCCAAUGUAUGUAUUUGUCAAUGACGUACAAUAAUAAUCAUUUUGGUUGGAUGCUUAUAUUUGUCCUUUAUUAUACGCAUGUGUGAAUCGUAACAUUAUUAUUUUAUAUAUUUUUUUACAUAUCUCAUCUCCCCCUGAGCAAACACACAACCAGGACAAAACGUUGUUUUAACGUUGACUCUGUUGUGUACUUUAAUACACUUACCAGUAUCAAUCACUUUCCAGUUCAAACAAGGCACCUCAACCUGAGAGACGUGUAAAGCACAGAGGGGACCGACUGGGGGAGGGAGAGGAGUUCUGAAAGCUAUUGGGGAAAGGGAGACAUGCCAUUCUGACAGUAUAUCUGGCAACUUCACUAAGAGAGAGAGGGAAAGAGAGAAACCAAAACACUGGAGAACAAGACCACUGUUUCCCCUUUCUUUCCCCCUCCUGCAGGGAACAUGGCUGACAAGUAAACAUUACUUCUCAAUGUGGUUAACAGACAUUUUCCUAUGUUGUUUUAAAUAAUUUAGCACUUUUCAGAAUGUAAAAUUGCUGUCCAAUUCUACUACAUAAGAGACAGAUUAGCACAAGCACAAGGAGGAGCACAAGACACAUAAAGCUUCAAGCACAUGCUAAUCAUUUUCCUGACUCAAAUACACCCUCACCACCAUACAGCAAGUUCCCUGCUAGAGUAGACCCAUCCCACCACGGCCACCACGCGCCCAUCACCACAGCUGCACCUAGGGCAGCUCUUUUGUGGCUAUAUCUGAGGCAGGGUUUUGGCUGAAGGGUUGGAGUGGAUGGACAGAGGAGGCGGGGUGGCUGAGAGAGAAGCUGUGUGCAUUCUGUUUCUGAGGGCAGCAACACUUCAGAUGGGCGCAGCUCCGGCAGCCAUAAAGAAGAAAAAAAAGAGACUAAAAUAUAUCCAGAAAGUUGGUCUAUAAUUGGCCAGGCCUGUCAGGGUUGUUUUUAUGCCUGUGAGCUGAACAGCUAGCUAGAGCAGUACAAGCCACCUCAUCCACUAGUGAAACCCUACACUUUCAACUUCAGUCAGUUCCUCCCUCUCUAUCCACCCAUCCAAGAGGUUGUAGCAGAUGCUCACCUCACUUUGGACUUUUUAUCAACACUUGGAUUGACAUCGUGGUGGAUUUUAGGAUUACAUUUCUUCACACCUGUAAAGGAAGUCAUUUGGGGGAUUCACCGUUGGAUAGGGGAUGGUGCCUUAAUGCUGAGCUAACGAACAAGUGAGAACUGGAGGAUAGGAGCCACACAGAGCGAGAGAGAGACCUCCAGUGAAACUAAGUGAUCUGCAAUACAGGUAGGAGUAGGUCUUUCCUGCAGUCAAAUGACCUAUUGGCCUCAUGGGUGGAAUGUUGUUAAGAUUUUCUUAAUAAACAGGGUUUUUUUAACACCGAAAAUCCAGUGUUUCUAUGUCAAAAAGUUUGUUAUAUUUCUGUCUUCUGUGAUAUAAAGUGUAAUAAUGGGACGCAAACUCAAAAUGUAAUACAUUUAAACUCUGUACCUGACGUUAAGUCCAUAUUCAUGUGUGUGAUGUAUACUUUUACUUCAAAAUAGAUUUGUUUAAGACUCCCAAGAAACACUCUGUGUGACCCUAAUGUAGCCCACUGCAGUAAGAAGUUUAAUCAAUCUGUCCCAUUAAAAUUGUUUUAUUUCUGGCUA
Oncorhynchus nerka (sockeye salmon) is the source of this 4352-nucleotide messenger RNA. RefSeq lists its product as uncharacterized. NCBI's taxonomy places the organism in Eukaryota, Metazoa, Chordata, Actinopteri, Salmoniformes, Salmonidae. The record is from RefSeq and is a predicted model, not a curated record. The coding region runs from base 63 to 1103 and encodes 346 amino acids. The transcript has 3 exons.